AUGCGGCGCACUUUGACGCAACAAAAAGCUCACGAACCUUGCGACGGCCCGCGUGGAGCGAGCCAUGGCCCAUUGAAAUGCCACGGCGCGUUCCGAAAAACGGGGCGCGUUGCGGCGCGCCGCUUCAAUCGCGGAGACGCAAAAUUGGGACCCACAAGCGAUCCCGCAGGUGACGGGGCACGUCGACCCGUUCGACCCUCCCCAGAAAAAAGUGCGGUAUUCGGAGAGGUGCGGAACAAUGCUGACCCAGGUGUCGUCGCUGGCCGCGUUGGUGUGAAGGAAGCGACCGCGGAAGGGCGGCAACCCUGGAUGAGAGCAGAGGGCCUUUUUAAACGCCGAAAGCGCUCAGCCCUCAUGCCCUUGAGAAACGCGAGGCGCGGUGGUGAUCCGCCUUCGCCGUCUUUGGCGCCACGGAAAAUCCAAAGUUAUGGCCCCGCCCGGCCGCAGUGUGAAAUUCUGAAAGUCAAGGCCGCAAUCUCGGACCAACGACUCGCCGUUGUCCGCGCAAGUCGGAAAACAACGCGUUCCUUCCAAUCGGUCCGGCCGUGGAUAAAUUGA
Trypanosoma cruzi is the source of this 558-nucleotide messenger RNA. RefSeq lists its product as uncharacterized. Lineage: Eukaryota; Euglenozoa; Kinetoplastea; Trypanosomatida; Trypanosomatidae. The record is from RefSeq and is a predicted model, not a curated record. The transcript has a single exon. The coding region runs from base 1 to 558 and encodes 185 amino acids.